ACCCCUGUCCUACAGGGUUAUCGAACCAACAAGUCAAGGGGUAGACUGAAGCUGUAAGGUCCCAUUAGGUUGUUACCGAUGCCGAGUGCAGUUCAAUAACAAUGACUGCUAUUUGGAUGAGAAAUAUACUGAACUAUGUUGACUCUGCUUUCGGAUAUCAGAAAAGUUGGACAAUAUGGGCAUAUGGUUUUUUGGCAAAAAAGCCAAUAUCAGACAUGCCGAGUCUAAACGCAAAAGGCCCAGUUGAACAUGCACACACCACACAUGGCAUCAUGUGACGUGUGCCUUCUCAUAGUUGAUGUUGUUACAGGACACGCAUUCCAGUAGGAUUUUGCAAGGCCUCUAAGGUGUGUGUGUGUGUGUGUGUAGCAGGGUGCUCUAAAUCAAAUCCAUCACACACCAUCCAUCAGUGACGCUCCCUGUCACUCCUCACUGUGGAAACUUCACACCGGUAGCAGUUGCGAAGGGGGUGGAGGGACCACCGACCGUGUCCCCAUUUAGAUGUUUUUAACCCUCCAGGGUCAUGGGUUUUAACCUUGACUUUCAACUUCCCCAUCAAGGGGCACUCACAGGUAAGAGGUCACAUCGACGUCUCUCAGAGCUCACGUUUUAUCGUACAAGCGUAUACUUGGCACCCCUGCACAUGAUAUCAAGAAGUGACUUAUUUAUUGUGCUUGGAGUUUGUAGGAGAGAUGUUUUUAAGAUGUUUGCCGCUCAGGGUUCCAGCUUGGGGUCAGUUUGUCAGAUGUUGGCUUGUCUUCAAAACCCGUUGUCAGGGCACCCAGAACGCCGUUUCCGUGUGGGGGAGAGGCUGAAACAAUAAAAUACUUUGAUGUAUCCACCUAAAAAAGAAUGGAAAAGCACACUCAACCUUUUUUUCCGUAAGUACCGCCUAUGGAAUAUUUUUGUAGCCUCGGCAGCGUGUGCCGUUACACCACCGGCGUAGUACCCCACUGGAGGGAUUUGAAGUUCCCCCAAGGGUACCAGUGUGUUGUUUUUAAGGACGUACUGUCCCAAAUGGCAUAACAAAGACAUCAAAUAACGGCAAAUAAAAUUUCAUGGUACAGGGAAGUUGUAGCCAACACCUUUCCUGACACAGAGCAAAUCUGUCUAGCAUGUAAGGGCAUUUAGAUCAACAAUACUAUCUGCCCCAAUGGCUGGACGGGACAAAAAAAAAAAAAAAAAAAAAAAAAAAAAAAAAGGACGUACUGUGAAAGUGCUAGUCAGAGAUUCCCAGUGUGACAGAAGCCGACCUACUGCAAAAUGAGUAAUUAGUAAUUAGUCGAUGAGUCCUUAUUAUUAAUGAUAGCACUCUGCUGCCAAAAUGUUAGGUGCCUCCGGGUUUUGAACCGAACCUGGCAUGUUGGUCUGACGUCAUUCGAGGGUCUCAUUUGGCCCGCAAGCCGCCCGUUGAAUUGAUCCGCCUUAACAACCGGACCGGCCUGUCACUCUCGACGAGCCCCCGCCCCGGCGCGCGGCUCACGGGAACUCCCCCUAAGUUCCCCCCGGCUCUCUCAUCUCUCUCUCCGGGCUCCGUCUCUCCAAACUGGCUGUCACACACCAACACGGCCACGGACACUCACUAGCAACGAGCCUCACUAGCCUCACGCGUGGGUUAGCGAACCUUCCGUUGCUUCUCCCCAGUAAACCGAGGGGCGGCUGUGCGGUUUGCGGGUCUGCGGCGGUCGUGACACGGCGAGGAAGGCGGAGGAAGGAGCGGUCGCCGGUGGAGGUUUGGAAAAGGACGAGGACGAAGGUGGCGUCCCCCUGCCAGAAAAGUACGACCCCCCCUCUGACACAUGGAUGACGGUCGUCUUGAGGAACCAGAGUGACAGAAGAACAUCCAGACGCAACAUAAGCUCGGAGGGAGCGAGAGGGCAGCGAGCCAUCUGUGGUGGCUCCCCUGCUAUCCUGCAGCUGCGUCGGAGUCAGCAAGUUCUACUUGGCUACCUUGGGACUUUUUUUCUAAAGAAGAAGGCAGCGGAGGAGAUAAAGGAUUCCUUACAGUCUUUCAUUGCCCAGGGGACCAGCCGGGUCCGGAGCAAUGCUAAAGCCUGGCUGGCUUUGGAUCGGACCCCAGGGGCUGCUUCUGUGGAGGCUAGGGUGCUAGCCCGGCUGCAUGUUCCGCUGUCGCCGUCAUUAGUGGAUAAUGAGCUGCUGCUAGGGAGGAAGCGGAGCAGGAGCCUGUGGAGAGAAAGGAGGAAGAACCUUGCAGCUGUUAUUAAGAAGCCAUAAGACUUUUCUUCUUCACACAAAUCUUUUUGUUUUGCGAUGGGACUGAUUCAUUUUCAUUUUGGAAAUCGUUGCUCUUCACGUGUUGAUUGCUUUUGUUUCAAGGCUGGAAAAUCGGAAUGAGGGGAGACUUUUAUCUGCAAGAUGAUUCUAUUUGACUUUUAGCUCCUUUUGCUACUUCCAUUUGUGGUUGUUGUUGUCUGGAUCUUUCUAUGCCUUGACGGCUCUGUUGCCAUGGCAGCAGCAUACCGUGUGGUGGUGAGCAGCGUGAGCUGCUACAACAGCGUGGUGGUGGACCGGCGCGCUCACUCCCAUGCCGUGCACUAUUGUUCAGGACCAUGUGGGGCGCUCUCCCGGGGCCUGGAAUGCACCGUGGCCCACCACGGCACCUGCUCCGAGCUGCUGGUUGCACCUGACUCACCCGUCCAGUGUCGGACGACCCAGCAUGGCAAACUCAGCACCGCGAUUGAGAGCGGUUAUAACUGCGGUGCGCUGGAGAGGGCCGGCAGCAGCAGCAAUUUGUCCGUAGGAGAGGACGGCAACAUGUGGCGAGGGAAGAAGACCCCGAGUGGUGGAGGAUCUACAGGGAACCUGAGUUGCUAUGGUAGCCUUAAGGACAUCACCGAGGAGGCCAUCAAUCUAGCCAGUGGUAAGCUCAAAGAGUUUUCCUUUGACAAGCUCCGCCUCUCUUCCUCCAGCCAGGUAACAUUUCGAAAAGGCCGCAAAGUACGACCCGACUCUUUGAGCCGUCGCUCCACCGAUCUGGAGAUAAUCUACGGCCACUUCAGUUCCAAUAUUUCCAGUAAUGGAACAGCAAAUAGCACCUCAACGCCCAAUGACGAGAACACGCCUCCGUUUGGGCUUGGCAAGGCAGCAGGACUCGAGGAGACCAGGUUGAAAGGCUCCCUGUCCACCAUUACCAAACUAAACGGCUCCACAAGCAUCAGCAGCGGCUCACUGGACCAGACUGUGAACACGGUGGCCUCGCUUUACCGCAACACCUUAGGAGAAGAGAACCUGAUUGCCCGCUUGCUGGAGAAGACUUGGGGGGAGGCGGGUGCCGGUGGUGCCGGUGGGGAGGACAUCCGAGCCUGCCUUGACAUCCUGCUCAAAUGCUCCGAAGACCUGAAGAAAUGCACCGACAUCAUCAAGCAGUGUAUCCGACGCAAAGCUGGCGGAGGGCCUCAGGAUGACGGAGCCAGUCCGGACAGCGUGUACCGGGCGUUGAUGACCAGACUGAGCACGUACUUGAAGAGACUUCCCUUGGAACUGGAGGGGUUUGGAGGCAGUGGGCAGCCUGGUCAGAGUCCACAUGGCAGCGGGCACGGAGAUCUGGUGGAACUGAUGAACAGUCUCCACACCCUCCAGCAGGCGCCCUUCUCGCCCAUAUUUGGCAAUGAGCAACCUCCUCGUUACGAGGAUGUGGUCCAGUCGCCUCCCAUCCCAAAGACUACUACUCAUCCUGGAACAUCUGCUCCCUCAUCUGUUCCAUUAUCAUCCCGUCCUCACAGCUCCCCAUCCAAAUCUCUGGGCCUUUCCAACGGACUCCAACAUUCACAUCCUUUACCAUCCAUCUCACGCCACAGCCUGUCUCCUACGUCUGUCAUGAGUUCCUCUCCCUCUCCAACACACUCGCCGUCCCCUCUACGCCUGUCCCCCACCCCACCAUACAGCCAUACCCCUCCGGGGUCCCCUAUGGAGGCGCUGUACAUUGAGGAGGAAGAUGCCGAUAUGGGUAAAAUGUCAGAAGAAAUAUCUCCACAGACCGUUUUAGGUCAACCUGUGCAUCAACCGCAGCUGGACUCAGCCAACCCUGCAAGGCCCACGUCCUCCAGAACUGCAGCACAUAGAAAUGAUGAUAUCGACAAACUCCUCAUGGAUCUGGAGAAUCUGUCCCAGAGCAUGAGCAACCCCAGAAGCACAGAGCCCCCCCUUCCAGUCAAAACCAGAAAACGAGGCCAAGGCGUUGUGUCCACAGAAACCACCGCUCAGACUAAAACGCCCCAGUUCCAAGUCCGAACCCCUGCUAGCAACCUAUUUGUGAAUGGCACCGGUGCCAAGGCUCCCCAAGGAGAUAACGCUCCAGCAGGUGAGGAGGAAGAGGAUGGGGCCCUGCUACUGAGAAUCCUGGAGAGCAUUGAGAGUUUUGCCCAGGAGCUGGUGGACUCUGGGGCAGGGAGCACGGGGAGCGCCGAGAGGAGCAGCGGGAAGGAAAGGGAAGUGAUGAGGCUCCUGCAAGACACGUUGGCUACCACCGGGAGGGCCGAAACCCCGGUGGAGACCACCAAUGUCCCAACGUCUCUUACUGACAAUCAUGUACCAGUAUCAGUUCCAGCCAUACCCCCAAAACUCUCUGCACGCACGCCUACGCCAACACCUAAAACUGAAACCUGCACUGCUUCACUGGCAUCUAAACCUACAUCUGAGACCACCUCCACAUCUGCACCUGCGACCCCAGAGUCAGCCGAUGUGGUCUCAGCCGCUUCCAUAGUGGAUCCCAAACUUAUCUCCUCACCUGCGACCUCGCAGACCUUCACGCAUUCUGCCGAGCCAACACCUGACGCCUCGCUUGAAGCUAUGCCCGUUGGUUCCAGCCCACCUGGGGUUGCUGAGCCAGAUCCUGUGGACCUUGCAAUGCUGAGAGAGACUGGGUCAACCCUCCUCAUCCAGCAGAGUCCCGAGGUGAUCAGGGUCCAGUCCAAACCGGAGAAGAAACCCGGUACGCCGCCCCCGGCCCCUUCACAGGCCCCCACUGUCCCCCACGGCCCCGCACAACGCUCACCAAGCCCGCCGCCCGCUCCGGUGGUCGUCACCCCUUCGUGUCCUCCUCCACCUCCUCCUACCGCCAUCAACAUUCCAAGGUUCUACUACCCCCGCGGGGUCCCCGUCGCCGGCCCAGACGCCAACCACGAUGCCGCCAUCGCCGUCGUGGAAGCGGCCUUCGCAGAGUUUGAGGAGGAGAAGGCCGAUAUUUACGAGAUGAGCAAGAUCGCCAAGGCGUGCGACUGCCCGCUCUACUGGAAGGCCCCCAUGUUCUACGCGGCAGGCGGCGAGAGGACCGGCUUUGUCUCCGUCCACUCCUUCAUCGCCACGUGGAGGAAGUUGCUGCACGGUUGCCAUGACGACGCCUCCAGGUUUAUUUACAUGCUUGCCAAACCUGGCUGUCACUUCCUGGAGCAAGAAGACUUCAUUCCUCUGCUUCAGGACAUCGUGGAUACGCAUCCCGGACUCACCUUCCUGAAGGACGCACCUGAGUUUCAUUCCCGCUACAUCACAACGGUUAUCCAGCGGAUAUUCUACAUGGUGAACCGCUCGUGGACGGGCCGUAUCUCCAUGACGGAGCUGCGACGGAGCAACUUCCUGGAGACGCUGGCCCUGCUGGAGGAGGAAGACGACAUCAAUCAGAUCACCGACUACUUCUCCUACGAGCACUUCUACGUCAUCUACUGCAAGUUCUGGGAGCUGGACACCGACCAUGACCUCUACAUCGACCACAAGGACCUGGCCCGCUACAACGACCACGCGUCCUCAAACAGAAUCAUGGAGAGGUUGUUUUCCGGUGCUGUGACCCGGGGCAACGCUGUGCAGAGAGAAGGCCGCAUGAGCUACGCCGAGUUUGUGUGGUUCCUCAUCUCUGAGGAGGACAAGAAGAACCCCACCAGUAUCGAAUACUGGUUCCGCUGCAUGGACAGAGACGGCGACGGCGUCCUGUCCAUGUUUGAGUUGGAGUACUUCUACGAGGAGCAGUGUGAGCGAAUGGAGCACAUGGGCAUCGAACCGCUGCCCUUCCAGGACCUGCUGUGCCAGAUGCUAGACCUGGUCAAACCCGAGAGUCCAGGGAAAAUAAGCCUGGGCGACUUGAAGCGCUGCCGGAUGGCUCACAUCUUCUUCGACACGUUCUUCAACCUGGAGAAGUACUUGGACCACGAACAGAGAGACCCCUUCGCUGUGCAGAAGGACCUGGAUGGUGACGGUCCGGAGCCAUCCGACUGGGACAAAUACGCCUCGGAGGAGUACGAGAUCCUGGUGGCGGAGGAGACGGCCAACGAGCAACUCCAUGAUGGGUCCUUUGAGGACGACUAUGACGUGGACGACCUUCAGGUCCCGGCAGAGAUUGGGAAUAAGAUGGGAAAACUGGUCAUUUCCGAUCUGUCCGCAUGAGAUUCUAAUUGAGGCGCCUUUUGGGGAUGGAUGCUUCCCAAAUGGAACAUAAAAACAAUAAAGGAUUCCGGCAUCCGUUCGAGGACGAAAAGGAUCGCUCAAACACAAAAAAAGCUCCACAGGGUUGAAUGUAAAACCAUUUUUUGUCCUAAAACUUUACGACAAUCGUGCGCAGAGACAAUCACAAGACCCAAGGAACGCAAAGGAACUUUAGUAAAAGCUCAAAUGCCUUCGGGGGGCUUCGGUCUGCUUGGAAAGGCACCCCCCCCCCCCCCGUGGACACGUUUGCUCCUACAAGCCAAGCACCAAAACCAGCACACCCCAUUCAGGUCUUGGUGCAGCAUCAUCUGGAAACUUCUACCGGCGCUGCGUGACGUGUUGGUGUGAAAUAUCAGCAUCAAACUCUCUGGUAGAGUUGCCAGUUUCUAUUCAUAACGCAAUAAUGACCAUAUUUAUCUUUAGAACCACUUAUUGGAGAACAAAGCACCGUGGAUCAUUUAUGCUAGCUAGACAACACAGUGGAACCUCCCUUUUUUACUCCAAGAUCUCCCCACGGUUGAUCCCAUUGUUGGAAUUAUUCCUUCUUUUUGGUGAAGGAUUUUUCACCAAUUUCCCCGACUGGCAACACGCCGUUGUUUGUGUUUGUCCCUCAAAUGCUAACAAGUGUGUGUCUCCACACUUGAUCCACUUGGUGCAUGCAGUCCACACGGUAACGCUGUCAUAGAUGCCUUCAUCCCUUCCGUGGACGUAACACAACGUGGAGGACACAAACGUUAGCAUCACUAGCAUAGCCUUGUGAUGCUAACGUGCGCAAAACAUUUCUGGCACAUUUGAACAGCAGCAUCAUGCUAAGUUCGUCUGUUCACUGACAAAAAACUAACUGGGGGAUAGAUAGCUUUUAUUUUAAGAUGUGUAGUGAAGCCUGCCUCUUUUAUUUUAGCAUUUUAACUGCAACGAUGCUAUGUUACGUUGCAAAAUAGCCGUAAUUUGCUGAAGAAAAACGGCCUCAUCAAACUGAGGCUAACUGACGAUUAGUUAGAUUAGUGUGGUGCUUUUUUUUACAUAACAGAGCUCCGGGCGCCAUUUUCAUUUUAAGAUGUGUAGCAAAGCCUGGGGAAGGAGUUCUACCGAGCAUUUGAGGCCUUCCUCUUCCAAAAGCGGCUUCGGGGAACACAGUACUUCAAAAGUCACUUUGGUAUAUUUGGGUUACAUUUUAAGCGCCAUACAAGCGUAAAAAGAAGCUAACCAGCAGCAAUAAAGCACGAUAAAGCUAGCAGCAUAGGUGGACCCUGCUUUGGGCGGCUCGGCAUGUUUAUGUUCCUGUAAUGGGGAGGUUCCACUGUUUUGCCAAUGUGUUAUAUAAGUGUUAUUUAUUAGUUUUUUGUGUGUUUUUCUUCCACUUUUUAAAGAUGAUUGCAUUUCACACUCAAGGGGGGGGGGGCACUUCCUUUGGUAGAACUGCACUUUCUUCAUCCAGCCACAACCACCAUAAUCAGCAUUUUGUUUAUUAAUAGUAUUAUUAUCUCUAUCUCUAUCCACCAUAAAGUGUCCAGGAUGUGCGACAGCAACAAAAAUGUUGUAUUUGAUGUCCGCAGGUGAACACAAAUGAUGUAAAUAUCCCUUUUAUGGCCGUGCAAAGACCACAAAACCAAUGAUGGAGGAGAUGGAGAGAUAGCGUCGCUGAAAAAAAGAGAAAUGCACGAGUGAGCUUGAUUGACAUGUGCAUGUGUUUUGAAAAGGGACAGGAGUGUGUUGUUUUUUAGCCACGUAGCCGCUGUAAAUGUGCCUGGCUGUCUUUUUAUUAUUAGAAUAAUAACAGCAUAAUAAUAAUAAUAAUAAUAAUAACUCAUUGUACAUGUUUUUCUAUGACACUUUCUAUCGGGGUGCCACUGUGUGGCUUGGGGGGGGUCAGUUAAAUGAUGUCCUGUGUGUGUGCGUGUGCGAUUAAAGGGACUGUCCUGCCUAACCGACAAUCACUCGGACACAUUGUCACAAAAGAGGCUUUUAUUUUGAAACCCCUGUGACAGAAAGUGAGCAGGCUUGAGUUUCCUGCCAUUAAUGCCGACUGUAAAAGCAUGUUUGCUUGGAUUUCUUUUUGUGUCCCCCAUUUCUUCUUCACUGGCAUCGAACGCUUUUGUCUGAAGCUUCCGAUGUUUCAAUAAAAAUG
Messenger RNA from Doryrhamphus excisus (bluestripe pipefish), 8560 nucleotides. RefSeq names its product protein phosphatase 2, regulatory subunit B'', alpha (gene ppp2r3a). NCBI's taxonomy places the organism in Eukaryota, Metazoa, Chordata, Actinopteri, Syngnathiformes, Syngnathidae. Gene Ontology annotation, molecular function: calcium ion binding; protein phosphatase regulator activity. Gene Ontology annotation, biological process: protein dephosphorylation. Gene Ontology annotation, cellular component: protein phosphatase type 2A complex. The record is from RefSeq and is a predicted model, not a curated record.